Molecule: messenger RNA, 1304 nt
Organism: Megachile rotundata (alfalfa leafcutting bee)
Lineage: Eukaryota; Metazoa; Arthropoda; Insecta; Hymenoptera; Megachilidae
Gene: Tim10
Product: translocase of inner membrane 10
Biological process (GO): protein insertion into mitochondrial inner membrane
Cellular component (GO): mitochondrial inner membrane
Source: RefSeq, a predicted model, not a curated record
UAUCACUAGAAACCACAUGGCUGCAUGAUUUCAUGCUUGUAUAGUCACAUGGUCGCAUCUAUAGUCAUAUAAUUGCACGGCUACAUGAAUGAACGUUCAGGUAUAUAAGUAAUUAAUUUUUAAUACAGCGAUAUUUUGUCUGAGUUAAAAAAGAAUGGGUUUACAAAUUCACGCAAAGAUAGCGCUUGGAUGGAUAUUCUCUGCUGGUGUAGGAAUAGCUGCUUUUGCACUAGCAAGAAGACGUAUAAAUGAUAAAAGAUAUGAUAAUAUGAAAGCAAGGCAGCGUAUACGCGAUUCUAAUAUUGUAGAUUAAACUAUAUGUUUAAUGUUAUCUAUAUCUAUAUAUAAAUAUAUAUAAAAUAAAGAAGAAUUAAAAUAAAAAAUGGCUGGAAUACCGCAAUUGAGCGAAGAACAAUUAAAUUUAGUAAGGGAUAUAGAAAUUGAAAUGAUGACCGAUAUGUUUCAUCGCAUGACAUCUGCAUGUCACAAGAAAUGUAUACCACCAAAAUAUACAAAUCCAGAAUUAAGCAAAGGAGAAUCUAUAUGCCUAGAUCGUUGCAUUGCUAAAUACUUGGAUGUUCAAGAGCGCAUCGGGAAAAAACUCCAGCAAAUUUCUGUACAAGAAGAAAGUUUCUCGAAGGGUAAAGUCGUAGAACAACCAAAAAUAAAUUAAGUACAACAAAAUAUUAUUUUGUUAGAAGAAACGUAUGUAAAUUUUAUUCGUAUGCAUUUAACAGUUUUUUCUUCUAAUGAGUUAUAAGUAUACAUAACUUAAAUAGUAGUAUAACUUACGCUUACAAAGUCGUUAUUUCUGUAAUUUACAGAAGAAAACUUAGAAUAAAUAGUAAUGAAAACUUUACAUUACCGUUUAACAAUCUCUUACUUUAAUUUAAACAAUAAUAUAUUAAAAUGUGGUAAAAAAUAUAUAUCAUGCAAUGUUGUAUGGCGAAAGAAAAUGUUUUCCCGACAACACGUAAUCCUCAAGUAGAAAAAUUUAUUUCAUUGUAAUACAUAAUUAUAAGUAGAAAAAAUAACAAUACAAUCAAAAAGUCAGUCAAUAUAUUAAUCAUUAUAAACACAAUGACGUAAUUUUUUGGCAGCACGAAAAAUUAUGUACAUAUUUAAGUAUCGCGCGUUACUAUCGAAAUUACGGUAUUCCGUCAGAAAUGUAUUUGUUACGCUUUCUUCGUGAACACGAUUCUUCUGUAAGGGAGCUCAAUUUUAUUAGAUUUUUUUCGUUUCGUUGUCCAAAUUGCUAUCACAUACGCGAAACACUUCAAAUUUAAUAAACAAGUUGCCAUUAA